Spodoptera exigua (beet armyworm) is the source of this 1563-nucleotide messenger RNA. The record is from the annotation of a GenBank genome assembly. NCBI's taxonomy places the organism in Eukaryota, Metazoa, Arthropoda, Insecta, Lepidoptera, Noctuidae.
AUGUCGGCUCUACCGGAGUGGUAUCCUGGCCUCACAGAAAACCACCAGACAUAUAACAACCACAGCGUUGUGUUUCGCUAUCGAUAUUAUAAACAAGAGCCCGCUUACAUCGGAAUCAUUGAAAUGGAUGUUCUCUCCAAGAACAUGACGCUUCGUUCAAUGACGCUCCCAUCAUCCAAAGAGGUUUUAAUAUCUUCACUCUUCAGCCUCAUCGAUAUAAGGUUACGGGAGAUCAAUCAUUUCCCAAAAAAACCUAAUUACAAAUUUAUCGAAGGUCAAAAUUUGACUAUAGACCUGCCCAAGACGCCUGUUAUUAACCACGGCUGGUGGCGUUUAAAGACACCGAAUAAUGAAACACUCGUUAUCGACAACUCGUUGAAAAAUGACAAGAAUCAUAAAACAAUAGUCAAUCGAUACAUGGAAGGUACAUGGGAAUUUGAAUUUUACAUACAUCAAGAUAAUACCCAUUUCCUCCCAAACGUUAAAAAAGUUUUGUAUCCACCGGGGACUCAAACGGUUUACACACCUGUCGCAUGCCGUACCGACGUGACUGUAGAUACUAAGUUCAUCAUUAUAUGUUGUGCUGUGGGAGCACUUGCAUUCCUCAUUAUAAUUGGACAAGCUAUUUAUAUUUUCUACUUGAAGUCCUUAGCUCGAAGACUGCACGCCCAUAACAACUUGUCCAAGAAAGCUGAAUCGGAUCAAAGUGACAGGGCUCGAUACUGUUCGAACCCUCGACAAAAGAAGAUCAAGGAAGUGGAACCUGUUGAAAGCAGAGACAGUGUUAUUUACGAAGCACCAAAUAUUCAAAUAACUGACAGUGGUCGAAAACAACUUCUUCCUCCAAAUCUGCCAGCCAUAUCCACGAUGCCUAGUACACCAAAGAUAGGACGGAAUGUGGGAAUGCAUCAACCGAUGCAUGGAGCGACCCUCAAUCAUCCUUCUAGAAGCCCAAUGAUGGACCAGCCACCUUCCUUCCCGAGACAGACAGAACGUGACAUGGCGAGCAGACCUCCUUUGCCACUUCCACCUCAAGAUAACUUUGAAGUUUAUGAACAAAUGACUGAGGGUAUGGACACAUACGAACCUCCACCGCCGGUAACCAGUAAUGCAAUGCCACCUAGACUACCGAUGCCUCCGAAAAAGGUCCCGACAGCGAACUUAGUCAACGUGAAGGAAGAUACACUGAAAGCCAGAAGAGGAGUCAGGCCUCCCGUCACUCCUAAACCACAAAUGCCCCAAACUGCUGUAGCACCAGUCAACGAAUUGGAGCAAGUCUUGAAAAGAAGACAGGCAGGAAUCGAAACAACUACAAGAAACAACGAGUUAGAAGAAGCAUUCAGAAAACGCAAUAAUGUAAAACAAGUGCCCAUCUUAUCAAUACCCGAUCCAAGUUCAGCAAAAAACAGACCUACUGUAAAAUCAAAACCGAAAAUACCACAACCGCAGCCAGUACAGGAAGAAAUCUACUACAACGAGAACCAAGCGUCUUCAGACGAAGAAUGGACCUACGAGCCUUUGAAACCCCAUAAAAAUUACGACCCUAACAUUUAUAACAUAUAA